CUGCUGCUGCUGCUGCUGCUGGUUGUGUUGCUGCCACACGUGCGCUGUCAGCUGCAAUGCAAUGCAGUGUCGAGGCAGAAACGCAUUUCGAUUGCAAGUCCAGCGGCUGGGCAGCUGAGCUCGCUGGACAGCUGCCAGUAUGCGGUGGCAGCUUGGAGCGCUCAAGUGUGUCAAGUGCGCAUCGAUUUUGAGCGCUUGGAGUUGCCGGCGCCGCGUCUUAAUGCAAGCAGCCAAACGCUGCAGUGCGUCGACUAUUUGCAGCUGCAGCGUUUUCAGCUCUGCGGUCGCAACAACGGGCAGCAUUUGUACGUGCAACUGCAGCAGGGUGAGCAGCUAAAAUUACAUUUUAAACUAGCGAGCCACUCAGCGCAGUCUGCAUGGCAAUUGACGCUAACGCAGCUCGAGUGUCCAGCAGCGCCCAAACAACAAACGCGUCGCAUGUUGCCGCCGCUGUUAAGCAGUUUGUUGCCACGCAGCAUAUUUGGCAGCCAGCAGCUAUUUCCAGCACUACGCGCACCAACGCUCGCUGAUCUGCAGCUGCUCGCGCCGCUGGGCUGCGAUCAAUAUUUGCGCAGCGCUAGCGGCGGCAUUGUUAGCUUCAAUUUUGCUGGCGGCGUUUACAUGCCCAGCAUGAAAUAUUCAAUUUGUAUAGCAGGCAAUAGCAAUCAAGAGAUAAGCUACAAUAUACAGCAUUUUGCACUUUCAAAGUUCGAUAGCAAUGCGACUGGUGCUGGCUACGAUGCCGAUUGCCAUAGCACUGUGCAAACGACUGGACGCGCCAUGGACUAUCUGCUUAUAGCCAACUCAUAUUUGGCCAGCAAUCCAGCUGUGCAGCCCACUUAUUAUUGCGGCCACGGCUUGGCAGGCCAGCAGCUGAUUGCACGCGCCCCAUUCAUCAUUCACUUCUCGAGCGAUGCGCAGUCGAGCGCCAGCGAAACGGGCUUCCAAUUGACCUACGCACUGAGGCAAGCAGCAGCAACGCAGUCGAAUUUAAUUUAAGCCACACAGCCAUAGCCACAGCCAAAGCAAUGCAAUUAGUCUAGCAACAACAACAACAACAACAAUAAACUGCAAAUUAUUAUAUGCGACGACACUAAUGCCAAGCAGGCAGUCCUA
Molecule: messenger RNA, 1116 nt
Organism: Drosophila busckii
Lineage: Eukaryota; Metazoa; Arthropoda; Insecta; Diptera; Drosophilidae
Exons: 2
Source: RefSeq, a predicted model, not a curated record